AUGAAGUAUCACAAAAACGAGCUCUGUACAGCUAUUUGUUCCCACGGUACAAUUCUUCUUGAAUCUACAAGGUCGUGUAACAGCGAAAGAGCACAGUUCGAGCACCUUCGUAACCACUUUGGAAAUAACGUCUCCAUCGUCUUUGACGACUAUCCCGAAGAAGCUAGAAGAAAAAACACCAAAACAGCGGAACGACUCCGGCGCUACGCAGCUCAUUCCAGCUACGAAUUGACGAUCGAUGAAUCCAUAGUAGUUCAAAUUGCUCAAGUGCAUGUAUUGGGCAAUGAGAACAACAAGAGAUGUUUAAUAACUCUUCUUUGUGACGCCUUUCAGAAAAAGGAAGUAAAAGUAACUGUAUCCGAAGAAGUUGCGGAUCGAGAGAUCGUUAUGAUGGCGCUUUCAAAAAGAGCAGUAGAAGAUAUGGUCGUCAUAGUGGGAGAAGACGUCGAUCUGCUUGCUCUUCUCAAUGGUUUAGGCGCUGAAGAACACGAAGGGUGA
Psylliodes chrysocephalus is the source of this 498-nucleotide messenger RNA. Lineage: Eukaryota; Metazoa; Arthropoda; Insecta; Coleoptera; Chrysomelidae. The record is from the annotation of a GenBank genome assembly.